AUGAGUGGCAACGCGAUGGACAAAAUGGACGAGUUCUUCGACUUUGCUGCGCUUGAACACGAUUCCGCGCUCCACGCAACCAAGCCAUCUCAUCAAGAGCAGAAUCUGCUCUUUCCACCUGCCGCCAAUGUCACGACUAUGGAUUGGGCUACGGUCCCAAUAGCCGCGACCCGUUCCGUGGAUGCCACGCAACGUUGGGAUGACACCAUGAACGAUCCUCCCCAAGACCCUUCGAUUAGUCAGGCUGGCCAGCAAUGGCCGUUGUUUUCAGUUCCUGAAUGGUCAUCACCUGUGAAUGUGAACCCCACAUUAGACUCUACGCUCGCUGGAGACUCAACCCAUGGUGAAAAUCCAGAUCCUGCCUUCGCAUCGUUGUCAUCAAUUGAUGCCCCGUAUCCAGACCUUCAUCGUGUCAAUGAUGAUAACAUACCUGGUACAUCCCAGCCCGAAUCUACAUCCUGGGACAGCCGGUCUGCAGCCCAGGCCAACCCUCCUCCUGAAGUGGCAGUUUUGCCUGCCAGUCCAACUGCAUCAAUCCAACAAGCCCCCAACGCCAACCGGAAGCCUGCAUCAGCGAAGCGGAAAGGUACUCAAAGCCGCAUUCCUAUCGAGGCAAAACAGAUUCUCGAGGAUGAAUUCGCUACCAAUGCAUAUCCAUGCUCAUGGGAAAUGGACAUUAUUGCUCAUCAGGCCAAUCUUGACGUCAAAAAAGUUCGCAAUUGGUUCAAUAACACUCGGGCAAGAAAGAAAUGUGAAGAUCUGCAACCUGCUGCGCAAACUGGCACGCCUAGUGGAUACUCAUUCAACCCAAGACUUUCAAGAGAUAGUCUGGAAAGCUUGGAUAAACAAGCAGACAGUGCGCUGUCACCACCACAGCCACCGUUGGCCAUGUACCUUGCUCAGUCCUAUCAAGAAGAAGGUUUGGCGCUAUCCGCAGUAGAAUCGGCAAUCUAUGAGCACUCGGUCAGUGGGAGCUGCCAGGACGACACAUGGUCGGGAUCGAAACAAGGCCGUAGAGGUUCUGUCAUCACCUCAAUUGCCUCCUCCGAAGGCACUGCACCGACUACCUAUACAGUAUCAUCUAGCGGUAGUCGCAGUAAUAUCUCAUCUUUCGGUCGAGACCGGCGGCGCGGCCGACGUCGCAUGGCAUGGAAGGAGUCACCUCGCCAAGCUAUCAACGGCGUCAACAGUGCGGGCGAGCCACAGAAAGACCUGCCCUUUUUCUGUACCUUUUGUCCCCGAGCGUUCAAGACAAAGUACGAGUGGGUCCGUCACGAAGACUCCGUACAUGCACUUCGCACCACCUGGAUAUGCUGUGACACGAAGCCAGCCGCAGUUCUUGAAGUGUGUCCUUUUUGUGGUCAAGUCAGUCCUGACGACGCACACCUGGCUGGACACAGGUAUCAGCAAUGUCGGAGCAAGCCCGAAUCACAACGGACCUUUUAUCGCCGCGAUCACUUCAUCCAGCAUCUGCAUCAUGUACACUUUGGAAACAGCAAACAUCCAUCAGUGCGGGUCGGCUGCCAGGCGCGACUACUAGCCGCCGAGGGCCACAACUUUGGCUGCAAAGACCUUACAAUGAAGUGGCGUCGCUUCGGUGCUCCUAUGAAGAUUGACGACCCCAUGCUUCACUGUGGGUUCUGCGGUAAGAAAUCAAAGGAUUGGUCUGAAAGAUGUGAGCAUGUUGCCGAGCAUCUCAUUGCGCGUGAGGUGGAUCGUGGUGUCUGGUGGACUGAGCGCAAGGAGAAUCACUUGGAGAAUCUUUACUCGGCAUCACCCUACGAGUCGUUCCGUUGCCGGUACUGCCAAAAGGUGUUCACAGACGUCAAGGAAGUGAUGGAGCACUCGCAUUGCCGCGUCUGGAGCUGUCGAUUUCUACGAAGUUUUGAUGACGUCGCUGCCGACACUCCAAGCCCUCCUCUCGGAACAGAAUUUCCCUCAGCAAAGGGCCAUCAUUGUCAUUUAUGCGGCGCAGGAUAUCGAGCCUUCCACAUGGAACAUGCCCAACAUCAACAUCGCUACCGCUCAUGCAACCAAGAAUUCUACACAUCCGAGGAGUCCUUCCUCCAGCACCUCCACAACUUCCACGGCGCAUCCCAGCCCGCACUCCUCCGCGGCAACGGCGUCAUAGAGCAAAGCUUCAUGCGCAACAAAGGCGGCUCCUUCGAACCCGUCGAGUUCAAUGAGAGCUGGCAACCCUGUGUCAUGGACCUCGACGUCGCAUCCGUCAGCCCCUUCGUAGCAGACAACACGCGCUCGCCCCCGCCGAAGAAAACGCAAACACAAUCCAAGAAGGCGCUGUCCGUAUCCAAGAAACCCCGCGAAGCAGUGCAGGUCACGCAGAAAAUACACAGACAGCGCGCAGCCAGUGCAGCAUCGAAAGCUGAAAGCAAUGGACCUCGUUUCUUUAGGCUGGUUACUCACGUCCCGUUUCUUUACUCGCGUGUUUUUUACUCGAGACAGGCUAAGGCGUCGAAUUUGACCAAGGAUGGUAAGACAUCGUUAGAGGAAAUACCCAGGCCGCACGUUGCGGCGUUAGUAAUGAGCGCGGCGCUGGUUGGUAUGGCGCCUGCUCGUUUGCCUAUUCGUCCCGAGCGGGAUAUAGUGAGUGGGAUGGUCGAACUGCGUCUUGACGGCGAAAUGAAAACGGAGUAG
Molecule: messenger RNA, 2655 nt
Organism: Bipolaris oryzae ATCC 44560
Lineage: Eukaryota; Fungi; Ascomycota; Dothideomycetes; Pleosporales; Pleosporaceae
Exons: 2
Coding region: 1-2655 (884 amino acids)
Biological process (GO): regulation of DNA-templated transcription
Molecular function (GO): DNA-binding transcription factor activity, RNA polymerase II-specific; DNA binding
Source: RefSeq, a predicted model, not a curated record